AUGGUCAGCCUCAGUAGGCUACUUGUAUCCCAGGAGAGAGUUUCGUUGUCAGUGUCGACUUUUUCAACAUUUUUCUUGCCGGCCUUUGUUUCGUACCUUGCAAUGGCCGUGCUGGUUCAACGAAAACGCACUGCAAUGAUCCGCUUUGCGCUUCUUCCAGUUACAUGGCUAUGUGCAUAUCGAGCUGGCUCGUCGCUCGAUCUUUCUUUCGGUAUUCCCGAUUACCGUUUCCUCAAUCAAAUCUUAGUUGCCGCCGUAUUCACCUUUUCGAUGCGAUCGACCGGUUGGGCUUUCGCAAAAAAACCAUAUAGUCGAAUCGCUUUACAACCGAACAAAACGUUCAACGGUGAUACCAUGUCAGACAGCACAAGCAACCGGAUGACCAGUGUCGAGGAUAUCCCACUAUCUACCGCAUUCUGGAAUGCAUGGGAUCUAUCAGUUAAUCUUCGCGGGAUUGGGUGGGAUUGGACGAAAGGCCUACGCAUUCCAAAGAGCAGUUUUGGAACAGAGUCAACAUCAAAGUUCCUGCUCGGCACUCUCGCGAAGCUAUUGUUCAACACGCUUGCAUUUGAUGCCGCCUCUAGAGCCGCUCACUAUCUUUCUCCGGAAAUAUUCGGAUCAACUGAAGGGGACACAAUAUUUGACGCAUCACUACCGCCCCUCAGUCGCUAUACCCGGUCUGCCAUCAUUACGAUCCUCUCUGGUUUGGCAGUAUAUUUUAUGGUUGAAUCGCUGUAUCAGAUAUACACCAUUGUGUUUGUCUUGUUAUUCAGACAAGCACCAUCUCAAUGGCCGCCCUUGUUUGAUACCCCAUGGCUUUCGACAUCAUUGACCAGUUUUUGGGGUCGCAAGUGGCAUCAAUUGCUUCGGGAGUACUUCAUAUCAGUCGGCGCCCGACCAUUGUCAUGCCUAUUUGGUCGCCCUGGAGGGGUGAUGGGCGCAUUCCUCAUCUCAGGCGUCCUGCACUAUCUUGUAUUGAAGGCAAUGGAACGAGGUGGUCACCCUGUUGCGGUGUUUGGGUUCUUCAUCAUGCAAGCCGUCGGUCUAAUUCUUGAAGACAUGUGGAAGAAACGUACGGGCUUACGUGUCGAUGGGUUUUGGGGCUUGUUGUGGACUUUGCUGUGGCUAGUCUUUUGGGGUACCUUCAUGAUUGAUGCAUGGGCGAGAGUUGGUUUGAUCGGGGCCAGGUUCUUUCCUGGCGAUUACAGACCGACAGUCUUGCUUGUCCACUUUUUGAAACAUGGUUUUGAUUUGUUUAGAUUCUGA
Suillus discolor is the source of this 1266-nucleotide messenger RNA. RefSeq names its product membrane bound O-acyl transferase family-domain-containing protein. The record is from RefSeq and is a predicted model, not a curated record. The coding region runs from base 1 to 1266 and encodes 421 amino acids. The transcript is spliced from 2 exons. Gene Ontology annotation, biological process: lipid metabolic process. Lineage: Eukaryota; Fungi; Basidiomycota; Agaricomycetes; Boletales; Suillaceae.